Trametes versicolor FP-101664 SS1 is the source of this 390-nucleotide messenger RNA. RefSeq lists its product as uncharacterized. The record is from RefSeq and is a predicted model, not a curated record. The transcript is spliced from 3 exons. The coding region runs from base 1 to 390 and encodes 129 amino acids. Lineage: Eukaryota; Fungi; Basidiomycota; Agaricomycetes; Polyporales; Polyporaceae.
AUGAACGAGCUAGACACCGGUCAGGCGCUUUUAUUCAGGACACGCUGUUCAACACUAACGACUCAACGCGCUGUCAUCUCGCCCUGUGUCUCGGAAGUGUCCGAGUCGCUCAUAUGGGAUAUCCGCCGUCGCGUGUCUCGCAAUCAGCGUCAAGCGUUUUGCUGUCACCUCCUCUACCUGCUCGACGCGAUCUAUGCACAGGAGUGCCUCGACCUCGCUCCGCACGCGCUCAUGUUCGAUGUCCUCGAAAACGCACAGUGCAACGUGCUCGAAGCCCUCGCCUUCCGCGUCGGCAGCACGAUCCCGAUCGCGUUCAUGGCGGCGCUUUGGGAUGCGCUGCCGACGCUGCUGUGCAAUACGCUGCUGGGUGCGCUCACUCCCUUAUACUAG